AUGUCGUCAUAUUUGUGGGCAUUGCUCUCAGAGACCCAGCAUGAUGCGAUCCGCAUAAGUAUUGGGAAAAUUGUACAAAGAGCUGCUGAAUUUUGGCUCCCAAUCCAGCGAGCUCAGUUGAGAUAUGAAACAGCAUUCGAUUUAGUCGAUUUCGAGGAUGACGAUUGGGAGCCCUUCCGCUUCCCCGGGGAUAAUGCGAUCCCAAAUAGGCAGGAUCAAGUUGUUCGAGACGCGAACAUUCUCACCGUUUUCCCCUGUAUCUCUCUAGUCAAGGACGGCGAUCGUGAUCCUUUGACUCAAAUUGUCCAGUUGAGGAGCACACAGAAGCUGUGUAUGGAAGCAGUGUAUGAAGCUAGUCAAAUGUCAACUAGCUUCGUCGUCCCCAGGAGGUCAUCGACCCGCUCUAGACGGAAAUCUAUCGCUCAGAACACUGAUCGACCAAACGGUGCCUCUUUUUUAGAAGGAAAAUCGCCAAAGCCUUGA
Messenger RNA from Penicillium bovifimosum, 483 nucleotides. RefSeq lists its product as uncharacterized. The record is from RefSeq and is a predicted model, not a curated record. Lineage: Eukaryota; Fungi; Ascomycota; Eurotiomycetes; Eurotiales; Aspergillaceae. The transcript has a single exon. The coding region runs from base 1 to 483 and encodes 160 amino acids.